Striga hermonthica is the source of this 756-nucleotide messenger RNA. NCBI's taxonomy places the organism in Eukaryota, Viridiplantae, Streptophyta, Magnoliopsida, Lamiales, Orobanchaceae. The record is from the annotation of a GenBank genome assembly.
AUGGUAACCAUCCAAAGAUUCACCCUCCGCUUAAUUCCCACAGCCGCUCCACUUGCCCGACCCAUUUUCGGGCUUCGAAGGCCCGCAUUAGGGCCCCAAACAGUGUUCCCUUCAAGGAGCCACAGCUCUGGUUUAGCUCCACGUGCGGGUUGGUUCCUGGGCAUGGGCGACAAAAAGAUUGCGUUGCCGGACACAGUGAAAGCCGGCGACCCGGUUCUCCACGAGCCGGCUCAGGAGGUCCGGCCCGAAGAAAUCGGGUCUGAGCGGAUACAGAAGAUUAUCGAUGAUAUGGUGAAGGUCAUGAGGAAGGCACCUGGGGUUGGCCUUGCUGCCCCUCAAAUUGGGAUUCCUUUGAGGAUAAUCGUUCUAGAAGAUACGAAAGAGUACAUAAGCUAUGCCCCAAAGCAAGAGAUUCAGGCACAAGACCGGCGGCCUUUCGAUCUUUUGGUUGUGAUUAACCCCAAGCUGGUAAAGAAGGGUGACCGAACAGCUUUCUUUUUCGAAGGGUGUUUGAGUGUGGAUGGAUUUAGGGCAGUAGUCGAACGGCACUUAGAGGUUGAGGUUACUGGUCUCGACCAAGAUGGACAAGCAAUCAAAGUGGACGCGAAGGGUUGGCAAGCUCGGAUUUUUCAGCACGAAUGUGAUCAUUUAGAUGGAACACUUUAUGUGGACAAGAUGGUUAAAAGAACUUUCAGAACCGUGGAUAAUUUGGAUUUACCGCUUGCUAUUGGUUGCCCCAAACUGGGCGUCCGUUAG